CUACCGCCCACCGCUUUAUUACUCUCCCUCUAAUACGGCAAUCAUUACUCCUUGAUGGUCAUACCACUCCGACAGCAACCGUUGCGUAUAUAAAAGCCAUCUUCAAUCGCUUUUGGCCCCUCCCAUAUACCAAAAUGGUGCCCAACCAAGAUAUGAACAAGCACCGUGAGCCAGGCUGCACUGCGGUUACUCCAAAUAAGAAAUACUACAAGGUGGGCAAUUCGUUCAUCAACGUUAUGCAUAUCAAUCGUCAUUGGCAGGAUCCCAGCUGGUGCAGCUUUAUCGGCAACUUGUGGCACGAGGACGAGGGUUGGGAUGCGGAUAUCGAGUAUUGGGAGCAACGGCACACCAUCAGCACGCGCGGCAUCAUCCCGCAGGGAAACCGGCCCGGCCCGCACACAGGCCAACCUCGCUCGCCCGGAGACACGUCCGACUGGGAUGGUACUGGCAGGCAUAAUGACGAGGAGGGACAGGAGGAGGUUCAUGGCGGUGGUGGUGCUGGUGUACCGCAAGUAACCCCGCCGCGAUUGGGGCGGUGA
Molecule: messenger RNA, 539 nt
Organism: Chaetomium strumarium
Lineage: Eukaryota; Fungi; Ascomycota; Sordariomycetes; Sordariales; Chaetomiaceae
Exons: 4
Coding region: 135-539 (134 amino acids)
Source: RefSeq, a predicted model, not a curated record